UCUCCAGUCAGGUGAGAAAUCAACCCAACCCCCAAUCUUUGUUUCAUUUUUUGCCAUAUCAUUUAUCCUCUAAAGCAGUGCUUCUCAACUGGUUUUGCUUCAGGAUUGUUUAUUGUACAAAAUUGAAUUUCGAUGGUUUCAUGCUCUCUGCAUCCAAUAAUUUACACUCAUUGUGCUGGAGACAAACCAUGGGUUUCGUAGUUUCAAGUGAACCCCUGUUUAAUUUAGUCUGGGUCAUACUGUUGUGGGAAACAGCUUCACCUAGACGAGAGACCAAUAUGGACAAAGACUCGAAGUCGAAAGUUACAAACAGUUGAGAGAGAGUUUAGUGAAGACAGAGUGCUCUCCAUUCUCCACAGUUCCAAUGGCAAAAGUCAGCAAGAUAUUGGACAUUAAGCGGCAACCCAAGACAGUACCAAAUUUAAGACAAUAGUUCCCUGCACAAAUCCCAUUGUGGAAGGCACAAACUAUGUUUAUCCUUGUUGCAAAUAAACCUGCAUUUAAAUAACUCUUAGUCUUAUACACUUCCUGUGUUUUUGUUCAUGGUUUUCGAGGAUCUGAACAUGUUACGCAACAUGUCCAGGUUGGCAUUGGUCUAAUAAGGCUAGCUUCUGCAAAAUAAUGUAGAGUUUGAUUAGACAUACUGCCUUUGACAUCAGCAACAAAAGAUAGGGAAAGUGCUGUCUACUCCCUUUUAAAAUUUGGUCAGCCUAUUUAUUUUGGUAUCCUAAACCCACCCCCCACGCCCCACUCGCUGUCUGCAACCUGAGACCUGCAACACAUUGAGAAGCACCUCGAUACCUUUAACAAUAGUAACUACUUAACUACUGACUCUAGCUAAACUAUUUUGUCAUCUGAUAAUGUUUGUACUUCUGUGUGUAUUUGACUAGUCAGUGCAGCCAGUCAUUGCUUCUCCAGUUUCUGUGACAUCAGUUACAGAUGCAGGGAGGUCGGUUGCUCACCUUGCAGCCUACGCAAGAGGGCGCUGGAAACAUGCCACCCGCAAGUGUGUGAGAAAGAAACCCACAGAUGAAUCUAUAGGCAACAAAUACAAGGGUCUGGCCUCACAUGAAGAUGCAGUAGAUGGACCGAACAAUAAAAACAAGCUCAAUAAAAGGCUGUUGGAUCACUUUCGAGUCCUGGCUACCAGCAAUAAAGACACAGAUGAGGUGGACCUGCAUUUUCUGAAUGAUGUCCUCACGCGUGGAGCCGACCCCAACUCAGCAGAUAAAUAUGGGCAAACAGCCCUGCACGAGAUAUCUCGGGCAUGGAAUGUGGACGUGAUGAGGUUUUUCUUGGAGAGAGGAGCAGAUUAUCAGAAGGCAGAUGCUUUUGGAGUCACACCCCUUCAUGUAGCCGCAGCCCUGGAUUAUGAGGACAUGGUGCAGUUCCUGUUAGAAAGAGGAGCUGACAUUGAAGCUCGCACACACAAAGACAAGCAGACUCCACUGCACUUUGCAGCUAAGAAUGAUUCAAUUGGGGCAGUUCGAAUGUUACUGCAGAACGAGGCGGACAUGACUGUACGAGACUAUAAAGAGAGGACUCCUCUACAGCUGGCAGCUAACUUUGAUCGGAGUGAGGCAGCACGUUUGUUACUGGGGUUUGGAGCAGAUGCUGGGGUACAGGACUCUGAUGGACAGCUCUGCAUCACUGCCAUGAUUGCCAAAAUGACCCCGGUGGCUGAACUGGCAAUGAAUCAGUUCCAUGUGAAAGACCGCAUGGCCCGGCAGCAGUUUUACUACCUUCAUCUCAUGGAGCCAGAGCCUGCUGACAAGAAAAAUCCCAAAGGUUCUGAUCCAUCAUCAGCGCUGGAGUUUAUUGUGAACCAGGGUAAACUGGACCUCAUCAUGCAUCCUGUGGUUCAGAAACUCAUCACUGUCAAGUGGAACUUAUACGGCAGAACGGGUGCCUGGAUACUCUUGCUUCUCAACUUCCUUUUUAUCGUCUCCUGGACAACAGUAGCCAUAUCUGUGUCUGUGACAGAGGAGGGCGAUCGAUAUGUUCUUCCUCAGGACUGGUGGCGUGUGUUGUUGUUAGUUUUGGCAUUGGUGCUGACUGUGACCGACGUGUACAGGGAAGUGAUGGAGAUUUUGCGAUCAGGCAGGAAACUCAAGCUCUGGCAGCGCUGGACUGUACAGAAACUCAACGAUGACUUGAGCUGCUCUCACCCCAUGUGGCCCGAGGAACGCAAGUACUUAGAAGCACAAAUUGAGUCCAUUCGAACCUUAAAAGGAACCUACUUUCAAGACUCCUGGAAUAUAUUUGACUGGCUUGUGUAUUUUCUACUAAUGGCAGUUCUGGGUGUCCACGUGGCCGAUAUAUUCCUGGUGUCUAACUCACUUAGAGAGAACAGUCUUCGCCUCUUUGCAGUGUCCAUCAUUUUCCUGUGGUUAAGGCUGAUGAAGCAUGUCAGAGCAUUUAGGGCUAUGGGUCCAUUCAUUGUCAUGCUGGGGAAGAUUGCCGGAGAUGUGCUGCGUUUCCUCUUCCUGUAUAUAGAGAUCUACAUUCCAUAUGCCUGUGCUUUCUGGAUCAUAUUUGGAGGCUUAGCUGAGGUCCCAAGUAUGAAGACUGUUCCUCAGCUGCUCUACAGCCUGUACCGUAUCACCCUGGUGGAUGAGUAUGAGUUUGAUGCCAUGUUGGAUGUGGAUGCAGUGAUGGCAUACCUGCUCUGCGGAACUUUCCUGGCCCUGUCUGCCAUCCUCUGUGUCAAUCUGCUGAUUGCUCUGCUUUCUGACACCUUCCAAAGGGUGUAUGAUAAUGCAUUGGCCAAUGCAGUGAUGCAACAAGCAGCUAUCAUUCUGCAGAUAGAGGAGUCCAUGCCUUUUCUGAGACGUUGCUAUGACAACGAGUACAUCCACUGCCGUUGUGCACCUCUUGGAGAGUUCUAUGAUGACGAUGUCACCAUUGACCCAGAUAAGCAUGCUGAGAUGAAGAAGCUCACGGAACAGAUCAAGGAUACUUUAGAUGAAUAUCUGAACAUCCAAAAAGAGACAAACUUGCCUCAGUCAGCCUACGCCAUACAAGAAGCCACUAGAGGUAGAAGCGUCACACCUCCAGAGAAAGCAGAACAUCUCAAGACUCUUCACAGACUUGAGAAAGACCAGCAGAAGCACAGUCAAGACCUGAGUGAGCUGAAGGCCGAUGUGAAAGAGCUCCACAGUUUGCUGCUUCAAUUGAUACAGCACAAGCCAGCAUCAUCUACCUAUGAUGCCAUGAAACCCUCAACAAGCUAAAAUGGAUGGGAAAACCUUUGAUACCAUCCAGGGACCUACAGAAAUCAGCAAUCAAUCUGGAUAUAUAAAAGUAGAAAGCCCUGCUAAAUACUUUGUUAGAUGGUCUAAAUGUGUUAGAACAGACUUCUGUAUAGGAGAUCACGUCUGAUUUUGUAACUUACAAACAAUACUUUGCUUGCGAGCUCAAAAUGUUGUCUUCUAACCCUUACUAUGAAUCUUUUGCAAUUACUUUAGCCAUAACCACUCAACAAAAACCUGUAGAUUCUAUUCAGAUUUUGUUUUGUAGAUGAUUUCAGCAUUAGCUGUGCUUUUUUUUUUUUUUUUUUUUUGUAGAAAUGUAACAUUAGAGCUUGAAAAUAUCCAUUUGACUUAGAUAAAAUGAUAGAAAAUGUUACUUAAUUUUGAUCAAAAUUUGAUAUCAUGCAUCUGUUUAACUGUAUUUAACAAUCUAUAGCACCUUUAUACACUGCAAAAAUGGUGUGUUGAUUCUUGUGCACUGUGACAGAAAACAAGGGUCACACUGUGGGUGAAUCUCAGUCAGCUCCCUAGUUCAGUAGUCAGGCCAUUUCUAGGGCUGUCUCAAUUGCAAAAUCUUUCCAGUGCGCUGAAACAUUUGUUCCCUAAAAAUACACAGUAAAAACAGGGAGCAUCAUUGCUUACUAAGUUCCCGUAGCAGAAACCUCGUCAUGUCUUCUGAAGUUGAAAGAACACUUUAAAAGAGAUGCUGUUUGUAAUAUCUUUCAUCCAUAAUGUUCAUGAAAGGGAAACAAUCUUUUAAAUGUUAGAGUUGUUAGAAGAAGGUUAAAAAUACACUCCUUUAUUGUUUUAUUUAUGUAAUUUAUCUUUCAUAAUAACACUGUACGUUUUAAUAUCUACGAUGAAAACGCAUAAUGGUGUUAUUUAUACACCGAUGUUGUUGAUUAAUACCAUUUGUGUUUUAAUGUUCAACCUCUUAAUCAUGUCGCAGGUGAUUGAGUCAUAAGUGUCCCAAUUUUCAGUGGAUGAACACCCUUGUCAGUGCCCAAAUUCGUGUUGACGAAGCUAUAGGAGCUAUAGGGAGCUGUUUGAGACCCUCAGUUAUGACAGCGUCAAAGCAGUUCUGAUGCAGCUUUCACUGAAAACAAUAUUUUAAGAUUUAUUAUUUCAAUUUCAUAAUAAAAUUCCAUCAGAUUGAAUUGUGUAAUGUUUAACUAAAUUAAAUUGAUAAAACUUAAAAUAUUUAGUUUUUUUAUUAUUUCAUUUUAUUAAAGACUACUCAAUUCAGUUUGAUGGAAUUUUGUUAUGAAAUUGAAAUACGUAAAUCUUGAAAUAAUUUUUAUGAGUGUUUAUGCAAAAAAACAUUUUGAAGCUAUUCUUUUCUUGCACUUGUAUUUCCUUCUAGAAAUCUAGUUUUUGACAUUUUGACAUUUUUAAACAAAUAUGUUUCUUUAAAAGAUGUUUACAAUGUGGGUAUGUAUCUGUGUGCAAUAAAGUGAUGUGAUCUAAAUUAUGGUUUUGUUUAAUUAAAAAAUG
This is a messenger RNA of Myxocyprinus asiaticus (Chinese sucker), 4745 nucleotides long. RefSeq names its product transient receptor potential channel pyrexia-like. Gene Ontology annotation, molecular function: protein binding; calcium channel activity. The record is from RefSeq and is a predicted model, not a curated record. Gene Ontology annotation, cellular component: membrane. Lineage: Eukaryota; Metazoa; Chordata; Actinopteri; Cypriniformes; Catostomidae. The transcript has 18 exons. Bases 1284 to 3233 code for a protein of 649 amino acids. Gene Ontology annotation, biological process: calcium ion import across plasma membrane.